Messenger RNA from Anguilla rostrata (American eel), 3532 nucleotides. RefSeq names its product neuroendocrine convertase 2-like. Gene Ontology annotation, cellular component: membrane; neuron projection. Bases 206 to 2128 code for a protein of 640 amino acids. Gene Ontology annotation, molecular function: serine-type endopeptidase activity. The record is from RefSeq and is a predicted model, not a curated record. The transcript is spliced from 12 exons. Gene Ontology annotation, biological process: peptide hormone processing. Lineage: Eukaryota; Metazoa; Chordata; Actinopteri; Anguilliformes; Anguillidae.
GAAAAAUACAUGAAAAGGAGAGUUGAAAAUGCUGACCUGGCUCCCAACACAAGCUAUCGUCUCCUUACAAACAGCGCCGAGCUGCCGGACCAACUUCAUAUGCUCUGGACGACAUGUAUCCAGACGGCCGCUGAUUGAAGAUUUGGUUAGCAGAGGCUCGCAGUACCUCGCAUAACUCCAGUACCACACUUUAUAGCGAGGCACGAUGCUUGGAUUUUGCAGAGAUGGGAAACCGUUCGUCUUGAUAUUGUUAAAUGCCUUGGUUGUUUCAAAAGGAGCCGCGGAAGAGAACGUUUUUACAAACCAUCUCUUGGUUCAGUUGCAUGAAGGUACGAAUGAUGAAGCACAACAGCUUGCAAUGGAGCACGGGUUUGACAGCGCCCGAAAGCUGUCGUUUGGAGACAGACUUUUUCACUUCUACCCUGGAGAAGAUCCCCAAGCCAGGCAGAGACGCAGCCUCAAGCGUUGGCAAAGCCUGGAGAAGCACUACAUGGUGAAAAAAGUGACCCACCAAGAGGGGUUCAGCAGGAAGAAGAGAGGCUACCGAAAUAUCGAUGAUAUCACCGUCAAUAUGAAUGACCCCUUAUUCACCAAGCAGUGGUAUCUUAUAAACACGGGGCAGGCAGACGGCACCCCUGCGCUGGAUCUCAACGUGGCCCAGGCGUGGGAGCUGGGGUUCACCGGGAAAGGAGUAACCAUAGCGAUCAUGGAUGACGGAAUUGACUAUUUGCACCCAGAUCUUGCUGCAAAUUACAACGCAGAAGCCAGUUUUGACUUCAGCAGCAACGACCCCUAUCCGUAUCCCCGCUACACGGACGACUGGUUUAACAGUCACGGAACCAGGUGUGCUGGUGAGGUUUCCGCGGUAGCGAACAACAACAUCUGCGGUGUGGGAGUGGCUUACAACUCCAAGGUGGCAGGCAUUCGGAUGCUCGAUCAGCCUUUCAUGACGGACAUCAUCGAGGCCUCGUCCAUCAGCCACAUGCCGCAAGCCAUCGACAUCUACAGCGCCAGCUGGGGUCCCACGGACGACGGCCGGACGGUGGACGGCCCCCGAGAGCUCACGCUCCAGGCCAUGGCAGACGGGGUCAAUAAGGGCCGAGGAGGCAGGGGGAGCAUCUACGUGUGGGCUUCGGGGGACGGGGGGAGCUUCGACGACUGCAACUGCGACGGCUACGCCUCCAGCAUGUGGACCAUCUCCAUCAACUCUGCCAUCAACGACGGACGCACCGCCCUGUACGACGAGAGCUGCUCGUCCACGCUGGCCUCCACCUUCAGCAACGGCAGGAAGAGGAAGCCCGAGGCGGGCGUGGCGACCACAGAUCUGUAUGGGAACUGCACACUGCGACACUCUGGGACCUCGGCGGCCGCACCAGAGGCAGCUGGAGUAUUCGCCCUGGCACUGGAAGCUAACCCCAGCCUGACGUGGCGGGACGUCCAGCACCUGACGGUCCUCACCUCCAAGCGGAACCAGCUGCACGACGAGGUGCACCAGUGGCGGCGGAACGGCGUGGGCCUGGAGUUCAACCACCUGUUCGGCUACGGCGUGCUGGACGCCGGCGGUAUGGUCAACAUGGCGCUGGAAUGGAAGACCGUGCCGGAGCGGUUCCACUGCGUCGCCGGCUCCGUUCAGGAAGUGCAUAAGAUUCAGUCAGGCCACAAGCUGUUGCUUUCCAUCACCACCGAUGCCUGCCACGGCAAGGACAACUUUGUGCGCUACCUGGAGCACGUGCAAGCCGUCGUCACCGUCAACGCCAGUCGCCGCGGCGACCUCAGCAUCAACAUGACCUCGCCCAUGGGCACCAAGUCCAUGCUGCUGGGCCGGCGUCCCCGCGACGACGACGCCAAGGUGGGAUUCGACAAGUGGCCCUUCAUGACCACCCACACCUGGGGCGAGGACCCCAGGGGCCCCUGGCUCCUGGAGGUGGCCUUUGAGGGCGACGCCCCGCAGAGGGGGGUGCUGAAGGAGUGGACGCUGAUGCUCCACGGGACGCAGAGCGCCCCCUACAUAGACCAAAUGGUACACGGCUACCAGCCCAAACUGGCCAUGUCCAAAAAGGAGGAGUUGGAGCAGGAGCUGGACGAGGCGCUGGAGAGGAGCUUGAAGAGCCUGCUGAGUGAAAGCUAAAGGCUUUGCAUGUUGUCGGGUUUUCAUCUUUUACCUACACCUCCUCUCCCAACCGCGCACUGCCGUACCUCUUUAAAGGGCCAGGAAAUUGAUUGUCUCAAUGCUUAUUUCAAGUUUUUAACCCAUUUAUAAUUGUUAAAUAGUAAAUAAAGCUACUAUAUUAUUGUGACCUAUUCUGCAGAUAAGGACAAGACGCGCGUGUAUCCUCCGCUCAUUAAUAUUCAUAUCCGUAAGACGCUGCAUAUGUAAACCAUUCCUCUUCGCUAGGUUAGAGCAGGUUGUCCAGUUUGGUAACGUUAGACUACCUGACAACACGAAAUAAAGCAACACAAGCUAGGCAAUACCAUUGCCUAGUUAAACCUGCAGAUCAUUCAAUGUGUAAUAAUGUUGAGCUACUGUAUACUAACAUUAGACUUGACAGCGGUCUCAAAUUCUGGACAUUACACCUGUAUAAACAAAGGAUUUAUUUCCACAUAUCUAAGCUUGAAAACUGUUUAAUUAGCUAAUGGUGGGGCAACUUACCGAUCAAUCAAGAGUGUCACUGGCAGCAACAGGAGGGCGGGAGGGAGGGAAGGCACUGUGCUGGCUUUUUAGCAAAGCCACAUGGUUUGUUGUUGAUAGUUGGUGAAGUCCUCCCGGCUAAAGUGGGAACUACAAAUAUUAACUGUUGGAGUUAUUGCAGUAUUACAGUGCCCGUAGGCCUCCCGAAAUGAAACCUGUGUCUUGUGGGUCGCUCCAUUUUUUGGAAAUGAAAGAAGUGCAUUGGUUUUUCUGUAUCCAGAGAAGGCACAAUUUAGAACAGAGCUUGCCCACACAAAAGUGGGAAGGGCAUCAUUUGCAUAUUACAAGUAGAAAGGAUUUCACCUGUCAUAGCCUUUCAGUUACAUAUAUUUCACCCAGCUCACCCCACCCACUGAAAGCCUGGCAUUUAGCCAAGGGGGAAAGCAAGCCAAGCUCAUCACAGGCUUUUCUGUUUUUUUCCUUGGACAAAUCAUUUUUAAAAUACUUCUGGGUCAUUUGUGAAUGCAAAACAAGCAUUAAGAAAACAAAUCAGCAAAGAUUUCAGUUUCCUGGAACUUUAACCCUCUCCCAACUUCCCAACCUGUAUUUUGAGCUCUUUCCUGUUGUCACUGUCCCUUCUUUGAUGAAUGCUUCCUGUUAUCAUUUUAAAAUGUAAUCCCACCCCCUCAAAAAAAGAUAAUAUGCAGUAUCCAAUUAAAGGAACAAUGGGGUUUUCUUAUUAUUUCUUAUAAUUUGUACACUUUAUGGAAUCUACAGCAUAUGGAAUAUAUCAGCUCUGUUAUGUUGUUGCUUUUUGAGCCUGCUGCUACAAAAUGGAACCUGCUGACCAGACCGUGCCUGUAAAUGAUUGUGUCAGUCUACUUAAAGUUUAAUAUUCGCAAA